CGCUUCCUUUGGCGCAGUUUUUUUUCAUUGCUAGCGCGCGCUCUUCAAAACACAUAGAAGAAACGCGGGUUGAAAACAGGAUAAUAGCCCGUAUUCAGGAUAAUCUUCUGAUUAAAGAUUUAUAACGUCUAACGGUUUGUCAGAAAUGAUGCCACUGACCAGGAAGAGAAAGCUCUCCUCUCAGGAUUCUGACAGUCAUCCUGCCAAAAAGGGCAUGAAUAAGAUGUCUCCAGUCAAGAGAAGGUCUCCCAGGAAGCCUGCCAGGUCUCCUAAAAAGAGGAACCCAUCAGUGGAAUGCACAGAAAAGGAGAACUGUCCAUCACCACAUAAAUCCCCACAGAGAUUACCAGCAUCACCAGCUAAAUCUCCCCGCAAAACAUCUCCAUUUAAACCUAAGGUGAUUUCAAGCUCAUUCUACAGCAAACACAAGACAGUCUAUCUCACACCACUGGAGAGGAAGAAAGUUAAAGAAUCUUUGCCCUCUCCUCCACCUCUGCCUUCCUCUCCAUCAUCUGAGGGUAAAAAGACUGUCACAGUCAUCAAGAAGGACACUAAAGGAGGCAAGAAGAUCAAAAAAUUGCCCACAGAUUCUAAGAAUAACGUCAAAAAUGGAAUUAAGCGAUUUGCAACUUCAACAAAUGCUGUCAAGGUUUCCACACUUAACAACAACUACAGCGCCAAAGCACCUGUGCCACCAGAGACAAAGAAAGGGAUCACUUUUACUUUCAGCAAUGGAAAGCCCAAACCCAAACUCUUUGUUGGAGCUGCGUUCUUUGGUACUGGAAAGAAACCAACAUCAAUGUACAAGAAAUCUGCCCCUAAGUCCUCAAAUGGGCCCAAGAAAAACAAGACAUCUGCACCCGCACCACCACUUAAGACCGAGAAACCACAGCCUCCACCUACUCUGGAAACACAGCAAGAGAUGACUGAGAAAUUACCACACAAGACAGAGACUGAGGCAAACUCCAAACAACUGAGAAAGUUUGAUCCUUUAGACUGGGUUGAUUCAGUUGAUGAAAUCGUGGACUUUUCAACUCUAACACCUGAAAGGCCCUCCAAAGAGAAAUUUAGUGUCCCCAAAGAACUGUCCGUCGUGCUGUUGAGGAGCCCAGAGGCAGAAUCUCAGGCACUGUCUCUCUUCAAAUCCCAGGAGGAGUCGAUGGCAGAUGUUAGCUCAGAGUCUGUAUUUGACCUCAGUGACAUAAACCCCAUGAACGGUGAGUCAAGCCCAGCCAAAGGCGUGUAUCCCAUAUUUGGAUCUGCCUCCAAAAAGUCGAAGGUGGCAGCUUUGAGAUCUCCUCUGUCCUGCAGUACCCCCUCUGGUCCAGUCUUGACACUGCAGUCCAUUGCAGUGACUAAGGAGAGGGCCCUGAGGAAGAGGAAAGACAAGCAGGAUGAAGAUCAGCUCAUUAUUGAUGCAGGUCAAAAGCAGUUUGGUGCUACCAGCUGCAGCUCUUGUGGGAUGGUGUACAGCGCAGACAAUCCAGAGGACAACUUCCAGCACACCCAGUUUCAUCAGAGAUUCCUUGAUGCCAUCAGAUAUGUGGGCUGGAAAAAGGAGCGUGUAGUGGCAGAAUUCUGGGAUGGAAAAAUCAUUUUGGUGAUGCCUGAUGAUCCGAAAUAUGCCGUCAAAAAAGCAGAGGAAGUGCGUCAGGUAGCGGACAAUGAAUUGGGUUUCCAGCAAGUGUCGCUGUCCAGACCAGCUCAGGCCAAGACCUACCUCUUCAUCAACUCUGAGAAAAUGGUUGUGGGGUGUCUAGUUGCAGAGCCAAUUCGACAGGCAUUUCGAGUGUUGGAGCAGCCGGAUCAGGAGAAGGACAUGACCAAAGAUGACUUCAUGGAGCGUCACAGAGCCUGGUGUUGCUCCACUGUUCCAGAGCAGGCCCUCUGUGGAAUCAGCCGAAUCUGGGUCUUCAGCCUAGCCCGGCGCCAAGGCAUCGCUACUCGCAUGCUGGACACUGUCAGGAGCACCUUCAUGUACGGAAGUCACUUGACAAAAGAAGAGAUUGCUUUUUCAGAUCCAACACCAGAUGGUAAACUGUUUGCGACAAAGUACUCCAACACACCAGCCUUCCUCGUCUACAACUUCAUUUCUUAACUUUUGUUGAAACAACUUUCAGACUGAGUUAAAGGUACAUGGAUCUGCAAGGCUGAUUAAAAUCACCAAUUCAAUGUUCAGAUUUGUACAUUUAGUUCACUUGUUAAUGUUAAACAGACCAUUAUGUUCAAGAGUAAUAUUUCAACGUUUUUGUCAAGUUUGGUUUAUCAGUAUUUAUUCAGAGCUGCACUUUUCAGAAUGUUUUGUGUAUAUAGCAGCAGUACAUUUUGUUCAAAUGUGUAAAUAUUUUAAGUACAAUUGUUUCCUCUGUAGGCCAGGCCCUUUUUGAAUGUUAGUCCAAUAAAACAGUGUAUUCCUUUCGGCCAAAUCCUAAAAGAGCUGAUUGGCAAUCUUUUUUAGACCAACUUUACCAAAAGAAUUUUUUUGUUUUUGUUUUAGCUGGCAGCAGACCUGUUUAAAAACACAAUUGUGUGCUGCAUCAUAUUGCUAAUAAACCUAUAUUUUAUGAA
Boleophthalmus pectinirostris (great blue-spotted mudskipper) is the source of this 2568-nucleotide messenger RNA. It is a transcript of the gene esco2, whose product is annotated as establishment of sister chromatid cohesion N-acetyltransferase 2. The coding region runs from base 146 to 2098 and encodes 650 amino acids. The transcript has 15 exons. Gene Ontology annotation, biological process: mitotic sister chromatid cohesion. The record is from RefSeq and is a predicted model, not a curated record. Lineage: Eukaryota; Metazoa; Chordata; Actinopteri; Gobiiformes; Gobiidae. Gene Ontology annotation, molecular function: protein-lysine-acetyltransferase activity. Gene Ontology annotation, cellular component: nucleus; chromatin.